Messenger RNA from Mycena citricolor, 380 nucleotides. NCBI's taxonomy places the organism in Eukaryota, Fungi, Basidiomycota, Agaricomycetes, Agaricales, Mycenaceae. The record is from the annotation of a GenBank genome assembly.
CUGGGAUUCAGUUCCGUCUCAGUUCAAUCAGGUACAUCCCACGUACUACCCAAGUCUAGGCAUUUCGAGCCUCUCUGAGGAUUACAUUCCGAAGCUUGAUCGAGAAACUGUGACUUGGAAUGGUAUCUGACUCGUCAAAGGUAUCUCCCAGUCAGGCACAUCCGCGAUUAGCAUUCGUGAAUAACUGGAAACGGAUUGCUCUCAUCCGGUGGCCACCCCACCCACAUAAAACAGACCGCCAACUCCCGCGCCACAACUUCUACCCACUCACCGAAUCACCACGUGUAGGCUGUUAUUUGAGGGCGCUGGAUGUGUGGGUCCGCUGUCCCGAAGGGGACACACCUUGUGUUAGGUGGUAUACCUUGCCCGGGAGAUGGUGC